This is a messenger RNA of Cucumis sativus (cucumber), 1816 nucleotides long. Its product is annotated as NAC domain-containing protein 100. Lineage: Eukaryota; Viridiplantae; Streptophyta; Magnoliopsida; Cucurbitales; Cucurbitaceae. Gene Ontology annotation, biological process: regulation of DNA-templated transcription. Gene Ontology annotation, molecular function: DNA binding. The coding region runs from base 349 to 1473 and encodes 374 amino acids. The transcript has 3 exons. The record is from RefSeq and is a predicted model, not a curated record.
GAGAACACAAGAGCUAGAGGUGGUUUUGGCGAAGGGUCAAAAAAGAAGAAAAAAAAUGAAAAAGGCUUAGAACUAACAUCAGCAAGAAGAGUUGCCUUAAGAACCACGUUUCUCUUGCUCUUAAAAACCCACUAUUUAGGGCUGUUCUGUUUUACAUUCUGCCUUUUUUUUUCUCCCCAUAACACAAUAUCCAUCUUUCACUUCUCUUUUCUUUUUCCUCAAACCUUUUUUUCUUAACCGUUUCUUUCUCUUUUCCUUUUUCUCUCUUAUUAAAACUCGUUUUAAAGCUGUGUAUCUUCUCACAAAUUCCUACCUCUAUUCUCUUUCUAAAAACCUUACUUUAAAACCAUGGCUGCUGCUGCUGGUGGUGUUGUUAAUAAACAAGAUCAUUUGGAACUGCCUCCUGGUUUUCGAUUUCAUCCCACUGAUGAAGAACUCAUUUCUCAUUACUUGUUUGAGAAAGUUAUGGAUAGUAGUUUCUGUUGUAGAGCAAUUGGUGAUGUUGAUCUUAACAAAUCUGAGCCUUGGGAUUUGCCUUGGAAGGCGAAAAUGGGAGAAAAAGAGUGGUAUUUUUUUUGUGUUAGAGAUAGAAAAUACCCAACUGGAUUGAGGACGAACAGAGCAACUGAAGCUGGGUACUGGAAAGCUACUGGUAAAGAUAAAGACAUUUAUAGAGGAAAAUCUCUUGUGGGUAUGAAGAAAACUUUGGUUUUUUAUAGAGGAAGAGCUCCAAAAGGUGAAAAAUCUGAUUGGGUUAUGCAUGAAUAUCGAUUAGAGGGUAAACUCUCUGCUCUAAACCUUCCCAAAACUGCCAAGAAUGAGUGGGUGAUUUGUAGAGUAUUUCAGAAGAAUUCAAGUGGGAAGAAAGUGGAUAUUUCUGGGAUAUCGAAAUUGGGUUCUUUCGGGAAUGAAUUUAGCCACUCUAUUCUUCCUCCAUUAACAGAUUCCUUACCAUUUAAUGGAGAAACCAAACGCCCUGUUGUUCAAUUGGCUAAUAACAGUAACGUGCCCUGCUUCUCCAUCGCCAUGGAUUCUCAAACAAAACUUGAACCAAUGGCUUCUUCUUACAACAACAACAACAACACCAACACUUCUUUAUUCUCUAUAAUUCCCAAUCCAAUCGAUUCAUUUCCAAGAAACCCACAUUCAAACUCAAUGUAUUCACCUCCAAAUCAGACCUUCUCCCUUCCUCCUCCAAAUCUCCAGUUCACAAACUCCCUUCUUUUACAAGAACAACAAUCACUCCUCAGAGCUUUGAUUCAAAACGUCAAUGGCGGAAACACAUUCAAAACAGAAAGAGAAAAAAUCAGCAUCUCCCAAGAAACCUGCCUCACCACCGAUCUCAACAACGAAAUUUCAUCUGUUUUCCCAAAUCUCGAAAUGGGUCGAAGGCCGUUUGGUAAUUCUCAACAAGAAGCUCCACCAGGUCCUAAUAUGCCACCGAUCGACCUCGACGGGUUCUGGAAUUACUGAAGUUAGCAGAUGAAGAAGCUGAAGAAUUAAAAAUAUAUAUACAUAUAUACACAUAUAAUAAAUGGGAAUUUUGGGAUUUGGUUUAGUUAUAGAAUGUGGGUGUUUAUCUGUCUAGAUUAUCAAAGAAUGAAAAAGAAAAAAGUGUGGAAACUAAGGUGAAUUAAUAUUACAAUUGUAUGGCGAAUGAAGGGAAGAGAGAAGAAAUGGAAGGUGGGGUUGGUUUUGUUUUGUGUUGAAAUUAUGAUUGGAGAUGAAGACUGAAAGAAUAGGAUUCAGUCGGUGGAUAACUAAUCUACUCUUUGUUUAAUAAUAUUUCUUUCUGUCCUUUGGGAUUUGGCUCUUA